Eurypyga helias (sunbittern) is the source of this 511-nucleotide messenger RNA. RefSeq names its product angiopoietin-1-like. The transcript has 3 exons. NCBI's taxonomy places the organism in Eukaryota, Metazoa, Chordata, Aves, Eurypygiformes, Eurypygidae. The record is from RefSeq and is a predicted model, not a curated record. The annotation marks the transcript as partial.
CUUGAGAACUACAUUGUGGAAAACAUGAAAUCGGAGAUGGUGCAGCUGCAGCAGAAUGCUGUGCAGAACCAUACCGCUACCAUGCUCGAGAUAGGGACCAGCCUCCUCAGUCAGACAGCAGAGCAGACGAGAAAACUCACGGAUGUUGAAACCCAGGUGCUAAAUCAAACAUCUAGACUUGAAAUUCAGCUACUGGAAAAUUCACUGUCAACGUACAAGCUAGAAAAACAGAUGCUACAACAGACCCAUGAAAUUCUGAAAAUUCAUGAGAAAAACAGUUUACUUGAGCACAGAAUUUUAGAAAUGGAAGAAAGGCAUAAAGAGGAGCUGGAUACUUUGAAGGAGGAAAAAGAGAACCUACAAAGCUUAGUCACACGACAAAGCUACAUAAUUCAAGAACUAGAGAAGCAGUUAAACAAGGCAACAAGCAAUAACAGUGUCCUGCAGAAACAGCAGCUUGAAUUGAUGGAUACAGUUCACACUCUGAUCACCCUCUGUUCCAAGGAAGGAG